CGCUUUCGUAUUAAUCCUUCCCCAUCGCAUCUUCUAGUUGCACGCUCGAGUUCUCAUUGCUACUCUCUGGUGAAACUCAUUUCGCACUUUUGGUCUUAUAUCAACCUGGAAGUGACGAUCUAUUACCAUCGUACUUGCCAUUGACGGGAUUGGUGGAGUGACCAUCUCCUUCCUUUCCUGAAUACUCAACGGGCGUCAAAAUGGCACCAAAAUCGAGUGAAAAGCCGAUCUUCCGAGAUCUUGUUGUUAGCAUGGCAUGUCAGCUGGGAGGCCAGUGGACUGACACGAACAUUUCAAGAUGGGUCAAUCAGAGAAGUGGCGUUUUCAUUACGGAGAUGAACAACUCGGUCACUCAUCUGAUCUGUUCGCCCGAAGAGUUCAAGAAGAGAGGCCCUCGAGUCAAGCAGGCGCUCAAGCGUGGUGCAGCUUGCCAUAUAGUCAGCGUCGACUGGCUAGAAGACUCGAUUAACAAGAAACGGAGACUCAAGGAGAAGCCAUAUCUGCUCACCACUGCUCUCAAGCAAGAACGGGCCAAGAUACGCCGGGAAGUAAAGGAAGCUAAAGGCCUAGAGCAGGCCGAGAGAUUUGUCAACUCGAACCUGUACCACACUUACACCGACGCAACAUAUUUCCGCUACGAAAUCACUUUAACUAGGGACGAUGCAGAAGAAGAGAUCAAGGGGCAACGAUAUACGCUCUAUCUCUUCGAGUCCAACGCAAGGCCUCACUUGUACCUGUUUGCCGCCAAAUUAUACAAGAAGCAUCGAGAUCCCCAGCCAAACUUCUUCCGACCGAGUCAAACGCCACAAUCAUUCAGCACCGAGUUCGACAGGUUCAAGAGUUUCUUCCGGAAGAAGACCGGAAUCGAGUGGGAUGAGCGCCUGAUUAAAGCCAGAACGGCAGACAAGGGGCAUUUCUCCUAUAGCCCACCGGUAAGUGAGCCAACAAAGGGGCACUGGAAUUCGGGGACCAACCCCAUUCUUAUAACAAGGAAUCUAGAAGUGUGCUAACAAAGUCACAGGCAGGGGGGAAACCAGUCGGAUGUGUCCCCGAGGGAUUCAUGCCUCCCGAUCCCGAUCCCGAGACGCCAGAGAUCCAGGCAGAAGUCCCUUCCCCGGCAGAAA
Phialemonium atrogriseum is the source of this 1124-nucleotide messenger RNA. RefSeq lists its product as uncharacterized. Bases 201 to 1010 code for a protein of 269 amino acids. The transcript is spliced from 4 exons. The record is from RefSeq and is a predicted model, not a curated record. NCBI's taxonomy places the organism in Eukaryota, Fungi, Ascomycota, Sordariomycetes, Cephalothecales, Cephalothecaceae.